Molecule: messenger RNA, 1188 nt
Organism: Belonocnema kinseyi
Lineage: Eukaryota; Metazoa; Arthropoda; Insecta; Hymenoptera; Cynipidae
Exons: 7
Coding region: 141-1046 (301 amino acids)
Source: RefSeq, a predicted model, not a curated record
ACUUUUGAAUGCGAAGUCAUUUUCCAUUUCAAUUGUGUAUCCCAGUAAUUAUUUUGUGAAAAAUCUACUUUUUGUAAAACUUAUAGAGAAGACAUUUUUUAUCAUCAAAAAGAGUGCCGCUUCAGGUUAAAGAAGGAAAAAUGAACUAUGUAGAAGAAAACUUUACACUAAAAUUAGAUGCCGAUGAUGAGAACAACAAUAAAAUUGAUACAGAUCGUCGAAAAACAACCAUAACCCGACAAAGAAAAUUAGCACCGGAAUCCAGUGAAGAAGGGCUGUCUCAAAUAAUACAACAAGAUGACUUAAUUUUUAAGUUGAAGAAUGGAAACAAAAAUCUGCGACAGACUUUCCAAGAUUAUAAAGAAACGAUGGAUGCCUGUCUUCAUGGAAAAAACGAACUUUUAUCAAAGUACGUCCGGUAUGUAGAGGAAAUCCUGGAAAAACUAACGAUUGUUAACACUCGAUUGGCUGAGAAUAAGGCGAGGAAUAAGAGUUUAAAUGCAAAAUAUUUGAAUGAAAUUGGGACACUUAAACUGAAAAAUAUAAUUCUAAAGGGAGAGUUAGCUAAAGAAAAAGCAGAAAAUAUGGGAAUUUAUCCACCAUAUCAAGGAAGGUAUCAAUCAUCAGACAAUGGUAUAGCUCAACAAUUUAUAUCGUCUACCGCAAGUGAAGAAAAUUGUCUAAACUCAGACACAACCACCACUUCAGAUUUAGAAUCCGCAAAACUAUUCGAAUCUGACUCGGAGUCUCGUAAAAAAAUUAAUAGACAGCGUUUAAGGAAGAAAGGGACAACAAAACGAAUAUCAACCGAGAUUUAUUCUUCAUAUAAAUGUGGUAUAUGUAAAAAGAGGAUAAAUUCCAGAGCUAUAUUAUACAGUCACAUGAUUCAAGUACACAGAAAGAACAAUUACAGGUACAAUUAUUGUUUCAACAUGUUUAAGGCCCUUUACCAGCAUUGCAUGCAUUUGUAUCAUACUCACAAUAAAAGCAACGUUCGAAGAAUUGAUGGCCUCGUUAAAAAGUGCAUACCACGUUCUAGGAUGUAAUUGGAUACUAUCUUCAUAAAAACAGAAGUACAAUUAUAUAGUAAGAAUAAACUGCAGAAGUUGUAAAAUAAAAACAAUUUUCAGUGCCGCUAAGUAAUUUUGUAGUGCAGUAAGAAGAAUAAAAAAAACUUCAUUUUCAAAA